Messenger RNA from Bombyx mandarina (wild silkworm), 603 nucleotides. RefSeq lists its product as uncharacterized. The record is from RefSeq and is a predicted model, not a curated record. Lineage: Eukaryota; Metazoa; Arthropoda; Insecta; Lepidoptera; Bombycidae.
AUGUACAAUGUCAGUGUUCUAAGACUAAUUUAUAUGUUUUUGUGUCUUUCUUUCAAUUCCACAUUUCCAAUGCACCGAGAUAGUAAGCGGAUGAUGCCCUUUGAAACUCAUUAUGUUACCCAUUUUAAAUUAUGCAACAAAGAAAAUCAGGGCACUCCGUUUUAUCGAACAAAAAAAAUGGCAAGUAAUAUUGAAAACGCAUUGAAGAAAAUAAAAGAUUCAACUCAAGAUGUUGGCAAAAAUUUUCAGUUGUUUAUGAAUGGUAAAAAUAAAGAAACAUCCAAAAAUAAUCUUAAUGACCUGACCCAUUAUGAACAAUUGGUCUUUAUGAAAAAAUAUCCUUAUCUGGAUUUAAAAGAGUUCGAAAUGAAGUACAGGCCGGCAUCAAACAAGAUUGCACGAGAAAGUUUUGAAUUUGAAUCUGGAUCGCAUCUUCGUGGUGAUUCCAGUUUAUGUGAACCGUUAGAAGAGGGGCCAAACGUAGAAAUAUUCAAUAGGGGAUUAUCAGGUUUCACUAUUCCUCCGAGGGAUAAUAAAGGAGCUGAAGUUUUUAACAAUGAAAAAUUGUAUAAGCAAGAUGCCAUACUCAAACCUCAGAUUUAG